CCGGCUUGUGAGCCCAACAAUCGGCGAAAAGAUAUCGAACACACACAAUCCGCGACACACAAUCACCACAUCGUCACUAGAACCCACCAAUUGAAUAAUAUAGCAUAAUAUCAACGAGGAUUCGAGGCUACUGAUCUGAUCUCCGAUCUCCGAUCUCCCAGCUAUCACUGGUAUCAUUGGUAUCACUGGUAUCAACACUACUACUUCAUUACUACCGCACGCAGUAUUAUGGAUGGUGCCAAAAUAGAACGUGAUCCGGCCCCAAAAAUGCGACUUCACAUUAGCCAACAGAGCCAAAGCAGGCGGAACAGCGGGAGCACACACAGCAGCUGGAGCUGCCACAGUCGGCAGGUGCUGCUCGUGAUCAUGAUCCUGACGAUCACGAUGAUGAUGCCACUUACCCAGGCGCGCCACUUGCGCGACCAGGUGGCACUGGACUACGCCUACGACGAGGACAUCUCGGGACGAACUUCCUCUUCCUCAUCCGCAUCCUCGGGCGGCGACAUACUGCCCAGCUUCGAUGUGAAUCCGUAUCGCGGUCUGGCCGAGAGCUUCGGCGAGGGCAGCUACGACAGCGAUAUGAGUCUCAGCGAGAGCAGCUACGAGGAGAUCGCCCAGGCGGCCAUACGGGCUGCCAGGCGGGAGAUGCGACGCCAGAGGACGCGGCACGCCCGCAGCCACAACCUGCGCCUCUUCUCCAGCAAGUCAGAGAUCCCGGAGUGGGAGAACCCGUGCGGAGGCACCUACACGGCCGACGAGAGCCUCAGCGACAGCAGCGCCAGCCAAGGACGAGUGAUCAAGCGCAAGCACCUCGAAAACUUGCGGAACAUCACGAUGAGCGAGUACCGAGACAUAACCCACCGCGCCACCCUGGAGUACGGCAAUAUGCAGCACUGGCAGCGCGAGUACAAGUUCCUGCCGAACAUGACGAAGCCCACAAGUGCGGUGAAGCUGAAGACCUGGUACCGCCACAUGCAGACCUUCGUGGGCAGCUUCUCGUAUCUGGGACGGGCGCAGUACAAGUUCCGCAAGGAUCAGCAGAAGAGCCUCAACGAUGCGGUCACCAAGGAGCUGCACGACCUGCUGGUCAGCGCGCGCUACAUGCUCUGCGAGAUCGAGUCGACCAUCAACGCCUCCUAUCCAAACAGCAAUGGAGCGAAGUUGAGUCGCGUUAGCCGGCAGGCGAUGGAGGAGCGCCUUAACUUUCACACGCCUGCCAAUGGAUCCAUGGAGGCGGAUCAGCGCGAUCUGAAGGUCAGUAAGGAGCUGUACUUCCAGUAUUUGGACAACGUGUGGAAGACACUGCAUCGCGUCCUGCGGCGUCCGCGACGCAACAGUGCCGAGCGGCGCCACCUGGCGGCGCUCCACGGAACUGGAGCCAGUGGCCUGCGGUCGGGCAGCUCGGAAAUGCUCGACGUGGGCUCCACGAACGGCUCCUCCUCAGGUGGCAGUUCCGUCUCCGACGGCGGCUCCAAUGAGUCCUGAGCUGAGCCCCAUGAGCCGGCCAGCCGGGAGAACAUCACGCCCUUCCAGUAUUACAGCGAGUACUUACUUACGAAGCUGCACAUUCCCAAGCUUAGCAGCUUUCCAGCUCUUCAGCUUCCAUGCCAAAUAGAGGACCACCCAACCGACCAAUCGAGCGGGCGAGAACGAAGAAUUUUUGUCGAAUGCCAUUUAGACACGUACUUUUAGUCUUUUAGUAUUUAUUUAUUUAUUGAAUAUUGAGUAUUGAAUAUUGAGUAUUGAGUAUUGAGUAUUGAGAAUCGAGUAUUAGAGCGCCUUCCAUUCCAGUUGCCAAAACAAACCAAUCUAAUCCACUCCAUUUAACCCCAUUUCCAUUUCCAUUUCCACUUCCAUUCGGCCCAGUGCCAACUCGACUAUUUAUUUACCAUUUAGGAUAUGGACCCUUUUUUUUUCUCUAUGUAUAGUAACUUAUUUAUUUAUUUAUGUAUAUCAAUAUUGUAUUUAUACCUAUUUAUUUGUGAAACGGCGAGAUAAACUAGCCAGCAAAAGCCCAACAAAAAACCAGCCACAAACAAAAAAAUGCUUAAAUCUACUGUGAUUUAUUUUAAGUACUUUUUUUGAAUAGUUCUUAGUGAUUGUGACAAAAAACACGAAACGAUUGUGAAUGAAAACGAAGCGAAGUAUUGUACAGACAUUCUUGUGCUUAGUUGUAAGUUUGUGCAAAAUAAACUUAGAAAAGACAAAAAA
Molecule: messenger RNA, 2211 nt
Organism: Drosophila yakuba
Lineage: Eukaryota; Metazoa; Arthropoda; Insecta; Diptera; Drosophilidae
Exons: 4
Coding region: 229-1485 (418 amino acids)
Biological process (GO): cell surface receptor signaling pathway via JAK-STAT; embryonic development via the syncytial blastoderm
Source: RefSeq, a predicted model, not a curated record